ACGAAACCGGGCGACGUGUGCUGGCCAAGCGAGUACGCCGCCCCUCCCUCCUCCCCUGCCCACAAGGAAGAUGGCGGAGGCGUGGGCUUCACGCGCCUCCGCCACGCGGGUGGGCGCUACCACGGCAGGAGGGGGGGGGGAGAGGAGGAGCCGGGCGGGCGGACCAUCGGGGCAGCCGGGAGCCAUGUUGGGGCUGCGAGAAAAGGAGGAGGCGGCGGAGGCGGAGGAGAAGGGGGCGGCCAAGAGCUGGGAGACGAUGCCGCCGGUGCCGAUGCCGAUGCCGCCGCCUCCGAGGAGCAGCCGGCCCCGCAGGGAGGAGGCAUCCGCGUGGAGGUAGAAGGGGCGGCGAAGGGGACCGGAAGGAAAGGAGGGGCCCGGGCCGGGGCCAUGGCUGCAGCGCCGCUCGCCGGACCGGGACCGGGACCGGGACCCAGCCGCCUCUUCCUCCUCUUCUGCCGGGGGCUCCUGCCGCUGCUUCUCCGCCUGCUCCCUUUGUCUCCGCUCCGCCGGGGGGCCCGCGGGAUACGGGAUAGGGCGGGAGGCGCCUCCUUCUCCUUGCGCCCGGGCUGUGCGGAGGGGGCCUUGAGGAAGAGGGGAAAGACCCGGCGCCUGGAGCAGGGGAACAACGCUGCUUCUCCUCCUCCUCCUCCUCCUGCUCCUCCCGCUCUCCUUCCGGAGCCCCCUCUCGGAGGGGACGCCAAGCCCGGGGAGAAGGCGGCAAAGGAUGCCAAGGCGGCAGACAGCCCGGUGGGGCCCUCGCCGACGUCCCGCCUGGGAGCCUGGACCAAGCCCUUUCCGGCUCGCUCUCCCGCAAGGAUGCGCCCGGCCGCCUUCCCGUGCCCGGGCUGGCCCGCUUCGCGCCGGGCCCUCCUCCUCCUCUUCAUCCUCCUCUUCCUGACCGGCCUCCAGCUCUGCGCGGGGCAGGCAGCGCUCCCCGGCCCUUCUCCUCCUCCUCCUCCUCCUCGUCCGCCCUGCUGCUGGGACUUCCCAGAGCCAGGCUGCCAACGCGCCAGGACGGCGAUCUCGGAGGCGGGCUUCCUUUCAGCACCACCGGCGCCGCGGACAGCGCCAGGCGCCGCGCAGAGAAUUCCGCCUCGUCCCUGCCUCGCUCUGCCCUCCUUUGACUCCCGCCAAGGCUGCUCGCAGACUCUUUGUUUUGGCGGGGAUUUCCGGUUCUUCCCUCCCUCCCCAUUGAACCCCCCUCUCCCAGCUCUGCAGAAGGGGUUCAGGGCUUGUGCCAAGAGGAGGAGGAGGAGGAGAGAGGGAGCCUUGCCCAGGACAAGGCGGGCUGCCAACCGGCACCCCAUUUUCCCCCAGUAUAACUACCAGGUCCAAGUGGCUGAAAACCAGCCUCCGGGGACUCCUGUGAUCACUAUGGCGGCCCAAGACCCCGAUCCCGGGGAGGCUGGGAGGCUGCUGUAUUCCAUGGAUGCCCUGAUGAACAGCCGCUCCCUGGAGUUGUUUAGCAUCGACGCCCAGAACGGCCUCAUCAGCACCACGGAGGCCUUGGACCGAGAAAGCAUGGACCUGCACUACUUCCGAGUCACGGCCACAGACCGGGGCCAGCCUCGGCUCUCCACCACCACCAUGGUGGCCAUCACGGUAGCCGACAGGAAUGACCAUGACCCCAUCUUCGAGCAGGGCGAGUACCGAGAAACCAUCCGGGAGAACGUGGAAGAAGGCUACCCCAUCUUGCAGCUGAGGGCCACCGACGUGGACUCCCCACCCAACGCCAACAUCAGAUAUCGCUUUGUCAAUGAGCAGGCGGCCCACUCCGUCUUUGAGAUCGACUCAAGGUCAGGACUGAUCACCACAAGUGGGCAAGUGGACAGGGAGAAGCUGGAGAAGUAUUCCCUGGUGGUGGAGGCAAAUGACCAAGGGAAGGAUCCCGGGCCCCGCUCGGCCACGGUGAGUGUCUACAUCACAGUCCUUGAUGAGAACGACAACGUCCCACAGUUCAGUGAGAAGAGGUACAUUGUCCAAGUCAGAGAGGAUAUAAGACCUCAUUCGGAAAUUUUGAAAGUUACGGCCACCGAUUUGGACAAAGACAACAAUGCUUUGGUUCAUUACAACAUCAUCAGUGGGAACAGCAGGGGUCAGUUCUCCAUUGACAGUGUGACUGGAGAAAUCCAAGUAGUGGCUCCUUUGGAUUUUGAAGUGGAGCGAGAAUACGCCCUGAGGAUACGGGCCCAGGAUGCAGGGCGCCCUCCUCUGUCCAACAACACCGGUAUGGUUAGCAUCCAAGUUGUGGACAUCAACGAUCACACCCCCAUUUUUGUCAGCACUCCUUUCCAGAUAUCUGUCUUGGAAAAUGCCCCUUUUGGCCACUCAGUGAUCCACAUCCAGGCUGUGGACGCAGAUUACGGAGAGAAUUCCCGCUUGGAGUACAAGCUCUCUGGCACCUCACCCAACACCCCCUUUGUGGUGAACAGCGCCACUGGCUGGAUUACUGUGAGUGGCCCCUUGGACCGGGAAACAGUGGAGCACUAUUUCUUUGGGGUAGAAGCCCAAGACCAUGGCUCCCCAUCUCUUUCAGCUUCUGCCAGUGUCACCAUCACUGUAAUGGAUGUGAAUGAUAAUCGGCCUGAAUUUACCCAGAAAGAGUAUUUCAUCCGUCUCAAUGAAGAUGCCACUGUGGGGACCAGUGUCCUCAGUGUCACAGCAAUUGACAGGGAUGUGAAUAGUGCCAUCAGCUACCAGAUAACAGGUGGGAACACACGGAACCGUUUUGCUAUCAGUACUCAGGGGGGAAUGGGACUAAUCACCCUUUCUUUGCCUUUGGAUUACAAACAAGAGAGGCGCUUUGUGCUCACAGUGACUGCCUCCGACCGGACUCUGCAUGACAACUGCCAUGUCCAUGUCAACAUUACCGAUGCCAACACGCACAGGCCAGUAUUCCAGAGUGCUCAUUACUCAGUAAGUGUGAAUGAAGAUCGUCCUGUAGGAAGCACCGUGGUUGUGAUCAGUGCCACUGACGAUGAUGUUGGGGAAAAUGCCCGGAUUACCUAUUACCUGGAGGAUAAUAUUCCUCAGUUUCGAAUUGAUGGUGAUACUGGUGCCAUCACUUUGCAGGCUGGACUGGAUUACGAGGAUCAGGUGACUUACACACUGGCCAUCACAGCCAAAGAUAAUGGGAUCCCUCAGAAAGCCGAUACAACCUAUGUUGAAAUCAUGGUCAACGAUGUCAAUGACAAUGCCCCUCAAUUUGUUAGUGCUCACUACCAGGGCAUCAUCUCAGAGGACAGCCCUCCCUUCACAAGUGUACUCCAGAUUUCAGCCACUGAUCGGGAUGCUCAAGCCAAUGGACGGGUCCAGUAUACAUUCCAAAAUGGAGAGGAUGGGGAUGGGGAUUUCACAAUAGAACCCACCUCCGGGAUUAUUCGCUCUGUCCGUAGGCUGGACCGGGAGAGUAUCCCAGUCUAUGAACUCACUGCUUAUGCUGUGGAUAGAGGGAUCCCUCCUCAAAGAACUCCUGUCCACAUUCAAGUCACUGUGCAGGACGUGAAUGACAAUGCUCCUGUCUUCCCAGCUGAGGAUUUUGAGGUUUUAGUGAAGGAAAAUAGCAUUGUGGGCUCUGUUGUGGCCCAGAUCACAGCCGUUGACCCAGAUGAGGGACCCAAUGCUCAGAUCAUGUACCAGAUUGUGGAAGGCAAUAUCCCUGAGAUUUUCCAGAUGGAUAUAUUUUCAGGUGAGCUCACUGCUCUAAUCGACUUGGACUAUGAGACCAAGUCAGAGUAUGUCAUCGUCGUCCAGGCCACUUCAGCACCACUUGUCAGCAGAGCCACUGUCCACAUCAAGCUCAUUGACCAGAAUGAUAAUAGCCCUGUUCUUAAAAAUUUCCAGAUCCUUUUUAAUAACUACGUUUCCAACAAAUCCAACACCUUCCCUUCAGGGAUUAUAGGGAGGAUCCCUGCCUAUGACCCAGAUGUGUCAGAUAAACUAUUCUACACCUUUGAACGAGGGAAUGAGCUGCACUUGUUGAUCAUCAAUCAGACGAGUGGGGAUCUCAGGCUGAGCCGUAAACUGGACAACAAUCGUCCCUUGGUAGCAUCUAUGCUGGUCACUGUCACAGAUGGCAUCCACAGCGUGACAGCCCAGUGUGUCCUGCGUGUCAUCAUCAUUACCGAGGACAUGUUAGCCAACAGUAUAACAGUGCGCCUGGAGAACAUGUGGCAGGAGCGCUUCCUUUCACCCCUUCUGGCAAACUUCCUUGAGGGCGUGGCUACCGUAUUGGCCACACCCAAGGAAGAUGUUUUCAUCUUCAACAUCCAGAAUGACACAGAUGUUGGAGGCCAAGUGCUGAAUGUCAGCUUCUCUGCCAUGGCCCGCCGUAGCGGCCAUUUCUUCAGUUCGGAGGAGCUUCAGGAGCAGCUGUACAUGAAGCGUAUGACCUUGACCUCAGUCUCCAUGUUGGAGGUCCUGCCCUUUGAUGACAAUGUUUGUCUUCGAGAGCCUUGCCAGAACUACAUGAAAUGCAUUUCUGUGCUCAAAUUUGACAGUUCUGCUCCUUUCAUUGCCUCCCUUUCCACUCUCUUCCGCCCCAUCCACCCCAUCACGGGCUUGCGCUGCCGUUGCCCUCAGGGUUUCACAGGUGACUACUGUGAAAUGGAGAUCAACCUCUGCUACUCCAACCCUUGUCAUAAUGGUGGUGUCUGUACUCGCAAAGAGGGUGGCUACACCUGCAUCUGCCGCCAGCAUUUCACAGGCGACAACUGCGAGGUGGAUAGUCGGGCAGGACACUGUGUCCCCGGUGUGUGUAGGAAUGGAGGAACCUGUACCAACUUGGCAGAUGGUGGUUUCCAGUGCCAGUGUCCUCCUGGGGGCUUUGAGAAGCCUUACUGUGAAGUUUCUACACGCUCCUUUCCCCCAAAGUCUUUUGUCAUGUUUCGAGGACUGCGCCAGAGAUUCCACUUGACGUUCUCCCUCUCAUUUGCCACCAUGGAAAGUGGUGGCCUCCUAAUCUACAAUGGACGCCUAAAUGAGAAGCAUGACUUCCUUGCUGUAGAGAUUGUGGAUGAGCAGGUUCAGCUGAAGUACUCCACAGGUGAGUCAAGCACCAUUGUCACUCCGUAUGUUCCAGGAGGUGUGAGUGAUGGGCAAUGGCAUACAGUGCAGCUUCACUAUUACAACAAGCCCAAGAUCAGCUCCUUGGGCUCGGUGCAAGGACCUUCCAAAGAAAAAGUGGCCAUCCUAAUAGUGGACAAAUGUGAUGCAUCCAUGGCACUGCAGUUUGGAAGUGAGAUUGGGAACUACUCCUGUGCAGCAGAGGGUGUGCAGUCCAGUUCCAAAAAGUCAUUGGACCUCACUGGGCCUUUGCUUCUUGGAGGGGUCCCCAAUCUGCCUGAGAAUUUUCCCGUGGAGCACAGGGAAUUUGUGGGGUGCAUGAGAGAUCUGUACAUUGACAGUAAGCGCAUUGACCUGGCUUCCUACAUUGCAAACAAUGGAACCUCCACAGGUUGCCAUGCCAAGCACUCCUACUGUGAUUCAAACCCUUGCAAGAACAGUGGCACCUGCAUUGUGGGCUGGUCAUCCUUCACUUGCGAGUGCCCAAUAGGCUUUGGAGGCAAGGACUGCAGACAUGCUAUGCAUCAUCCCCAUCAUUUCCAUGGCAACAGCAUUCUUUUCUGGGAUUUCAAGAAUGAGAUGAAGAUCUCCACACCUUGGUAUAUGGGCCUGGCAUUUCGGACACGCCAGCUGAACGGAGUGUUACUUCAGGCCCACGCCGGCCAGUUUGUCACCAUACGCUGCCAGCUGGACUCUGGGCUGCUCUCCUUCAUGGUGAACAGAGGUUCUGGACGCACCACAAAACUCCUUCUGGAUCAAAUGCAGCUGAACGAUGGAGCAUGGCAUGAUCUUCAGCUGCAGCUCCAGGAUAUACGCAGUGGCCAAGAUGCUCGCUAUAUCGUCACCCUCAACCUGGAUUUUGGAUCCUACCAGGACACUGUUGUGGUUGGCAAUGAGCUGCAUGGCUUGAAGGUGAAGCAUCUCCAUGUUGGGGGAAUCUUAGAGUCUGGUAAAGUGCACCAUGGUUUUGCAGGCUGCAUCCAGGGCGUGCGCCUGGGGGGCACAGCCACUGGGACUGCAUUACCCAAGCCCAGCAGCACUUUGAACGUGGAGGCAGGAUGCACAGUGCCCAACCCUUGUGACUCCAACCCUUGCCCUGCUAACAGUAUAUGUCAGGACAAGUGGCAAAGCUAUUCCUGUGUAUGCCAGCCAGGGCACUAUGGCAGGAGCUGUGUUGAUGCCUGUCAUCUGAACCCGUGCAAAAAUAAGUCAUUGUGUCGGAAGAGGCCUGGUGCUCCCCAUGGCUAUGUCUGUGAGUGUGGAGAAAAUCACUUUGGGCAGUACUGUGAGCACAGGAUGGAUCAACAGUGUCCAAAGGGCUGGUGGGGGAAUCCAACAUGUGGGCCCUGCAACUGCAACGCAGCCAAGGGAUUUGACCCAGACUGUAAUAAAGCCAACGGGCAAUGUCACUGUAAGGAUUUCCAUUAUCAUCCCAAAGGGAGGGAUGCUUGCCUUCCCUGUGACUGCUACCCCAUUGGCUCCUCCUCGCGUUCCUGCGAUCAGGAGACAGGCCAGUGUCACUGCAGACCAGGAGUCAUUGGCCGACAGUGUAACAGUUGUGACAGUCCCUUUGCAGAGGUGACAUCCAGUGGCUGCCAAGUGCUUUAUGAUGCAUGUCCUAAGUCUCUGAAAGCUGGAGUAUGGUGGCCUCAGACCAAGUUUGGCUUGCCAGCUGCAGUGCCUUGCCCCAAAGGUUCACUGGGUUUGCGAGGUGCAGGUGCAGCCAUUCGGCAGUGUGAUGAGGAAAGAGGGUGGCUGGAACCAGAUCUGUUCAACUGCACUUCACCAGCCUUCAAGGAGCUCUCAGCUUUGCUGGAAGGUCUGGAAAGAAAUGAGACAGAACUGAACACCAUAGAAGCCAAAAAGCUGGCCCACCAACUGCGGGCCGUGACUGAUCAGAUGGAACGCUACUUUGGCAAUGAUGUUCAUAUCACCUAUCGCCUGCUCUCCCACUUGAUGGCCUUUGAGAGCAGGCAACAUGGCUUUGGUCUGACAGCCACCCAGGAUGCUCAUUUCAACGAGAACUUGUUGCGGGCUGGUAGCUCAGUGCUGGCCUUAGAGAACCAUGAGCAUUGGGACACAUUGCUGCAGAACACCCAUGGCAGUGCAGGUCUGAUGGAGCAGCUGAGAGAAUACACAAGCACCCUGGCCAGCAACAUGAAACUCACCUACCUCAAUCCAGUUGGUGUCGUGACCCCCAAUAUUGUGCUGAGCAUUGACCGUAUGGAGAAUCGCACCCACUUCAGGAGGCGCUACCCUCGCUAUCAUAGUACCCUCUUCCGUGGCCAGGCUAUGUGGGACCCACACACCCAUGUAGUGCUCCCCCUCUCAGUCCUUACACCCCACAAAGUAGGAGCUCCAACCAUGGCAGCUCCAGUACCAGCAAACAGUGAAACCAAUGGCACUGUGGAAAGUUCUCCUCAAAAGCACUCCCUUGCAGAGCCUGAGCCUGCAGUAACCAUCCUUAUCCUCAUCAUUUACCGCACCCUUGGAGGACUUCUGCCUGCUCACUAUCAGGUGGAUCGACGCAACCUCAGGUUGCCCAAAAAUCCUGUUAUGAAUUCCCCCAUAGUGAGUGUAUCGGUGUUCAGCAACCACACGUUUCUUCAGAGCACAUUGGAAAUGCCAUUAGUGCUGGAGUUUCGUCUACUUGAGACGGCCAACCGCAGCAAGCCCCUCUGUGUUCAGUGGAAUCAUUCCAGCCAGAUUGAACCCACUGGCUUCUGGACAGCACGGGACUGUGAUCUUGUGUACCGAAACACCACACAUGUCCGCUGCCACUGCUCCCAGUUUGGCACAUUUGGGGUCCUAAUGGACAGCUCCCACAGAGAGCAGCUGGAAGGUGACCUGGAGACCUUGGCCAUCGUCACCUAUUCCCUGGUGUCCAUUUCCCUGCUCUGCUUGCUGCUGACAUUUUCCUUCCUGGUCUGCCUGAAGGGUCUCAAAUCCAACACUCGAGGCAUCCACUGCAACAUCUCUGUCACUCUCUUCUUUUCUGAGCUGCUGUUCCUCCUGGGAAUCAACCACACUGAAAAUCAGUUCCUCUGCACUGUGAUCGCUAUCUUGCUCCACUAUUUCUUCCUAUCAACUUUUGCAUGGCUCUUUGUGCAAGGCCUCCAUAUUUACCGCAUGCAGACUGAAGCUCGCAACAUCAACUAUGGAGCGAUGAGGUUUUAUUAUGCCAUUGGUUGGGGCGUCCCUGCCAUCAUCACAGGGUUGUCAGUUGGCUUGGAUCCAGAGGGCUAUGGAAACCCAGAUUUCUGCUGGAUUUCCAUCCAUGAUAAGCUGGUCUGGAGUUUUGCAGGGCCUAUUGUCAUUGUCAUUGUGAUGAAUGGGGUGAUGUUUCUACUGGUGGCAAAGAUGCUGUGCUUACCAGGCCAGAAAGAAGCCAAGAGGAAAUCUGUUCUCAUGACACUGCGAAGCUCCUUCGUUCUGCUUCUAGUUAUUAGUACUGCUUGGCUCUUUGGCCUCUUGGCUAUCAACAACAGUGUCCUGGCUUUCCACUACCUCUACACUGUCCUCUGCAGCCUUCAGGGCUUAGCAGUGCUGGCUUUGUUCUGUCUGCUGAACAAAGAGGUACAGGAAGCCUGGAAAGUGGCCUGCCUUGGCAAGAAAGGUCAGAGCGAGGAAGCCACCAGAAGUGGUCAGGGCCCAAAUGCCUACAACAACACAGCCCUCUUUGAGGAGAGUGGUCUCAUCCGCAUCACUCUAGGGGCUUCCACCAUCUCCUCUGUCAGCAGUGUGCGCUCAGCCCGCACCCAUUCCAGCCAGCGAGGAUACCUCAGGGAAAACUUGAUGGCACAUCAAGGCUCAGCUCUGGAUCACAACUUGCUGAAUCAUGCUGGUCCCACUGAUCUUGACGUGGCCAUGUUUCAUCGUGAUGCAGGGCCAGAUCAAGACUCUGACUCAGACAGCGACCUCUCCUUGGAUGAGGAACGCAGCCUCUCAAUUCCAUCAUCGGAGAGUGAGGAGAAUGUGCAGCUCCGGGGCAGGUUUCAACGCCAAUUCAAAAGGGCAGCACACAGCGAGAGACUUCUCACCAAUCCUUCCAAUACUACCCCCAAAGAUGUAGAUGGUAAUGACCUGAUGUCUUAUUGGCCUGCCCUGGGUGAAUGCGAAGUUCAUCCUUGCUCCCUACAAAAAUGGGGCUCAGAGCGGAAACUUGGAUUUGAUGUUAAUAAGGAUGCUGCAAACAACAACCAGCCAGACCUGGCCUUGACCAGUGGGGAUGAGAAUUCCCUUACCCAGACACAGCGACAGAGGAAAGGCAUCCUAAAGAACCGCCUCCAGUACCCUCCAGCUUUACAAGGCUUGUCAUCUGUGGGGAGAAUGACCAAUGACCUUUCCUGGUACAAAACUUCCACCCUGGGCCACAGGGCUGUUCCUGCUGCUUCUUAUGGCAGGAUUUAUUCAGGCGCAGGCAGCCUCUCUCAACCAGCAAGUCGUUACUCUUCCCGGGAACAACUUGACAUGCUCAUGAGAAGGCAGAUGUCUAGAGACCAGUUGAGCCGAAAUGAUUCUGGUGAGUGCCUAGAAGUUAUAGGCAGCCGUCAUGGUUCCCGGGAACAACUGGACACUAUUCUGAACAGGCCAAGAUCAAGGGAGCACUUGGACACAAUCCUCAGUCGGCAUGGGUCUAGAGAGCACCUUGCAAGCAUACCCAGCAGACAUGGAUCUACAGAAAACUUAGGCGAAUUAACUACUGGACACAAUCAGAGAAAUCACUGGAACACUCUACCCAGGAGGCAGGGAUCUAGAGAUCAUCUAGACACUUUGCCCUGUAGAUUUGGGUCCCGAGAACAUCUAGACUGUGGUGGGACAGUCACAGAGAUCUCCAGAGAAUGGCUAAACACCAUGCCUAACAGACAAGUCUCUCGAGAUCGCAUGGACGCUUUGUCAAGUCGAGACACUUCUCGAGAACAGUUGGAUCUGCUUUCUAGAAGGCAGCCCUCAAGGGACCAACUAACAUCGGCUAGACAAACAUCAAGAGAGCAGCUGGACUUUUUUUCCAGAAGAUCAAAUUCCAGAGAGCAUCUGGACAUAGUGCCUGGCAGGCAGGCUCUUCGGGAAAAUCUAGAACCUCUUUCUAGACAGCAGUCUUCUAGAGAAAAUCUUGAACUUCUCUCCAGAAGGCCCCCUUCUAGAGAAAAUCUAGAAGCGGCCCCCAGCCGUCACCCCUCUACAGAGCAAUUAGACAUCCUUUCUUCCAUUCUAGCCUCUUUUAACUCCUCUGUUUUAUCUUCUGUACAAUCAUCCAGUACUCCCUCAGGCCCACAGACCACACCCUCUAUGGCACAGAUGUCCUCCACACCCUCCAUGCCCUCCAUGCCGUGCCCUUCACCACCUCGCUCUACUACUUCCCACAGUAUUUCCGAGCUGUCUCCAGACUCAGAAAUUACAAGAAGUGAGGGUCAUUCCUGAGGAGCCCAACAAUCGUUGUGAGAGCCAAGGAAAACACGGGAAUGAUUGCCAAGCCAGACACUUCCACAGAAGAUUGGGAUUCCCCCCGGGCACUUACAAGGAAAGGACUGGGUCUGAAUGGAGGCCUGAAUCAACUGUGCCUCCCUCAGCACUCAGGAGUGGAGAACUCGAGUGGUGAGAGUCAGGCAAAACGCACAGACCUGGCUGUGGAAUUAAGGUGUCUCUUGGUGCCUCCGUGCCACUCAGAGAGAGAACCCCAAAUUGGGAGGGGGGUUAACCACAACCUUAGUUACAUAUCCAAAACAGACCAAUUGAAAUCUUCCUUUCUGAAACCUUUCUAGACUCUGUGCAAACAUGAAAGGGUGGGGUGGCUGCAGAGGGAGGGUCAGGGGAAGGGUUUUAUACAUUUUUGUAUCUUUGUAAUCAGAGAAAAGAGAAAUUUCUAUGGUUAUUUUUACGGUUCUUCUGUUCCCAUUGCUGUGGUGCUGAAUUCAUUUGUCUUGGCAGUGAUAUGUCCAAACAGUGGCAAAAUGCUAUGCAGGCUUCUUCCCAGUAGGGACUGGGGUUAGAGGAAUGAGGCAAGAGAUACCCUGCCAACCCUAUGCAGAGUGUCCUUUCGGCAUAUUCUGUUGUAUGCCUGUCUUGUUUCCUGGCAACUAUCUCAUUGGGGAAGGGGAAGAGUCAAACACACACACACACAAACAUGGAAAUAACUCAUGCCAACCAGCCUUAAACAGGGCCCUGAAGUCCAUGGGCUUUGCCACUUUCCCCACAUUAACCUGACCUCCAUCCUGAAUGCAGCUCUGUGAAUGCUUCCACAUGCUGAUACAGCUUUACUGUUUCAAUCUGAGAGUCCACAUAUGCUUCUCUGUAUAAACAUUUCUUUCUUUUUAUGAACUAUAGGAAUAAGUUGGUUGUUCUUCAUGGUUUGGAUUUAACUUGGUUUUCUUUCCUGACCAAAAACCAAAAGUUGCGCCCUGUCUUAGGCCUGCUGUGGGGAACACAUGGCUUCCCUGUAGUAGAACAUCACUUGUCACCUAUGCAGUCGUGUGUUGCUGUUGUAAUCACCUCAAAUAUUUAUUUAUUUAUUUAUUUAUUUAUUUAUUUAUUUAAUCUGUUCAUUCAUUAGGAUAUGUAUAUCUGAAGAUGUCAGCAUAUAGUAAAAUUUAAGACAAUAAACAAUCAUUUAAAAAAAAACUAAAACUACAUUAAAUUGUUUUUCACUGAAAAACCGACAAUUUAAAACCAGUUAAAAUAAAUUUAAAAUAACGCCAAUUAUAGCACAUGUGCAAGUUGGAUAAAAUCAAUAGGUCUCAAAAGCCUUAAUGAGAAGCCAUAUUUUCACAUGGCAUUAAAUGACACCAGUAUUGGUAUAAAUCAGUCCUUCGAAGGGUGCAUGUUUCAUAAGUGCCACAGUUGGGAAGGCCCUCUCCCAAGUCAUCCAACAAUAUAUUGCUCACACUGGUGGGAGACUGAAAAGAGCCCCUCCAAUAGAUCAUAACCCCCAGGCAGGCAUUUAUAGGGAGAAGUCCUCCCUUAGGUAUCAAGGUGCCACUUAGGGCUUCAAAUGUUAUCACCAUUUGUUAAGAUUCUUGAUGACUCAGAACUGGGACUCCAAAGACUAGGGUUUGAUUUUCUCCUUGAGCAUAGAAAUUUAAUUAGUUAUCUUCAUGACUCAUCUACUCUCAGGCCUAGAAAACCCUGUGAUAAAUUGAAAUAACUUGAAGGUAUACAACAACUGCAUAAUACUGUAAAUUGACCCAAUGCUUACCUCAGUAGUGAUGUUAUCCCAUGUUGACAUAGGACAUACUCUCACCACUUUACCAUUAUUUCUGAAUUACUACCUUGGACUUCUGCUAACUUGACAAUCCUUCCUCAAGGAGUCAUCAACUAAUCUCCCAGAAGUAACCUGUAAACAACACAAGUCUAAAGUUCUCUGUGCAAUUCUAUGGUAUGCUUCUGGCCAAAGUAUAAUCAACUUUUAUAUUCACUAUUAUACACAGAUUUGGAUAUCCACUGUGGGUCUUGAGGUCAUAAUGGACUUACUUGCAUAGACACAUCUUUUCAUCUAUUGUGUAUUGCCACCUACAUCAUUUUAACAAAUGGCAUUUGGCUAAAUAUGUUCUUUUACUGUUUCUUUAAAAAAAUAGGCAGAAAACAUUCUUUGCAAUUGAAAUCCUGUGUUGUUAUACCAUAUCUUUGUAUUUGGGAAGUAGAAAAAAAUAAUCACUAUUUCCUCAACCUUUGCAUUUAUUUAAACAAAUCAAAAAGUGAUUUUUUUUGUUUAAAAACCUACAUACAUUGAGACAACUGACAAUUUUAUAUGUGUUUUAUAUGUGUGUUUUUUUAUAUAUUUGUUUUCCCAGGCCAACUUGGGUGCUCAUGUAUUGUUUUCUCUGUCAUUUAGGGAAGUGAUAUCCUAGGCAACCAACAGAGUUACAUUUUGGGCCUCAUUGCACAAGUUCUUAUGUUUUAAAGCAUAGUGUCACAAUGCUGGUGAUAUUUAAUCACUGUUGGGAGUGGACAGAGCUAAGUCUAACAAAGUUAAUUGCAGCACUGAGAGAUAAUGGUCAAGUAUGGGGAGCAUUUAUUUUAUGCAUAUGCCACCUCCCCCCACCCCUAGCAUGGGCCAAAGGCUAGAAUAAGGUAUACUACAGACAGUAUUGAAAUAAUGUUAUAUACAGAAUACAUUGUACAUGAGGGAAGAACUUGCAGCCUUCCAUAAAGUUAUAAACUGCAGCUCCCAUCAUGCAUGAUGGGAAAUGAAGUGCAACAUCACCUGGAAGGCUAGAAGUUCUGUGUCCUUGUUGUACAAACUCAGACCUCAUAGGUAUUAUUACCAUCUGUAGUACUGCUUUCUGCAAACUGGAAUGCCCGAAACCACAUUAUCACCUCACAUCAUAAUAGAAGACACACCACUGAUGGAAAUCUUCAUGCUGUGCAUCCAUUUUUCACUAGAAGUGUGAGUAGAUGCCAAGACAUUGUUGGGUCCAUUUGAUUCCAUUGUGCAUAAUACAGAACAUAUAAAGCUCUUGAUGUGAAAUGUUGUCUGCUCUUGAAAGCUUCUCCUUCCCUUGACCACUUUUCGACCUGAGAAGACAUUUGAGUGUUCUUAAAGAUACAUGUCAGCCAUUGCCUCAGAUUACCCAUCUAUUUGAAAGUAUGACUUCUCAUAAAGAGUCUCCAUGUCUAAUAUAUUACAUUUUCGAAAUGCACAGGGUGAUUUUGUGAUAAGAUUGUUAUCAUGCUAGGGAUCUCCCUUCCCCAUGUUUUCUGAGGUAUUAUAGUCCUGCUGAAGACUGUACCACAUACCUGUCUGAAUGUUUGGACUGCCACCUGCCAGGUCUGUUGGUGGAGAGAGCUGUGUUUAAUCUGGAAAUGACUGGUGCCGUGGUGCUGUAUCUGUCUCCAAACUCAGACUCCCUUCAUGUGUUUGUGUGUCUUGCCCACCUAGAGUGGUGACAAUGCUCCAUUUACUGCCUUAUUAGCACAGAACACUGUAGCUUAAUUGUUAAACUAAAUAGACUUAAUGUUUACACUGACGGGCUUUCUUCCUGUAAUCAACAGAGGUGGCUGGCAGUUGCCUGGCAGACGCCCCUUUCCAAUGCUUGGCUCAGAAGCCUUUCAAUUGGUCUAAUUUCAAGUAAGAAAAGAGGAAGAUUUUAAUUAUUCUCCAGUACAUUCCAUUUGCGGGUAGUUCGGAGAGGGAAAGGGCUCCAUUAAGCCUCCUGAUCUUUCACAUUUUGAUACCUGAGCAAAGGUGGGAUUGCUGUAGCCUUGGCUCAGAGCUGCCUUUUGGCCUCCAUCCUCCUUUCAUAGGGAUGGAAGAUACUGUUCCAUGCCCAGAAUGGGUGGCAACACACAUUUCCUGCCAGGCAAAGGCCACGCUGCAUUGAGGUCUCGUGUUGGCGUGGAAAGUGAGAGACUGGUCCAAGAUGUCUUCAGAAAAGCUUAAUGUGUUUACAAGAAAGGGCAGAUCAUUUUCUGAAUGCAAAGUCCUUCAUGUGCUCAUCAUUCUCUUAAUAUGACGUAUAAUGCUCAAAAAAAGAGCUUGUUUACACUAUUUAUUUCUGAUUUAUAUAUGUAUAUAUAUCUUGCCAAACCAGGGUCCAAAUUUUCUAUUUGUCACAUGGAUUUUUACAGAGACCUGUCUCCUGCUUUCUUUCAAUACUGUUUAUAGACUUUCCACCUGCUUUGUGACUCAAUGGAUGUCUGUACUAUUUAUUAAUCACAAAAAUGCUGGUUUGUUGGUUGGGAGAUUUCUGGGUUUUUUGUUCUUGUUUUUAGAUGGAUUUAUAUUGGAACCAGACUUUUAAAAAUAUUAACAGGCUUGCUUUCUUUUGGAUUUGGUCCAGUGUAGAAGAGGGUUUGUCAUCAAAGGAAAGCCCUAUAUCCCUCUCCCUCCCCCCUCUCUUUCACGUACACACACACACACACACACACACCUCUUACUUUUAAUAGUAAUGUCACAAUAAACCAUCAUGUGAUUUAUUGAACUGAUUGGUUAUGAUGUCCAAAUCAACCUCUGCUAACAAGGUUAUGGAUGUUAGCUUGUCUCAAAACACAAGUUGAAUCCAUGAUUGGUACUUAGCUUGCAAAUCCUAGCUUCUGUAACCACAUUUUGUGACCUAUAAACCAACAUCUGAGAUAUGUCCCUGUCAGUUCAUGGUCAUAGUUCAUCAAACCAUGGUUUCCCUUGCUGUACCUCUCAGCUUGAUUAACAUAGAAAGUUUCUCUUCCUUCCAAAAAUGUUGUGGUGUUGUGCAUAAAUAAAUAAAAGGAAUACACAAAAUUGUGUACAGAUCUCCCUGGUCAAUGAAAUCAGUCUUGUAAUGUUUCACCAGUUUGUAAGUUUGGUGAAGAAGGCAAGUUUCAUGCCUUGAGGCAUUUCUACUUGCCUCUUUGGGUGAGCAAAAAAUCCAUCAAAUUCCCAAACGCUCAAUAAAGGAUGUGUGCCAAAAAGGAGAAAGACACUGAGUAAAUGGAGUGAAGUGUCAGUCUCUCUCAUGCCUUCCAGGAGUCUGCUGAAUUGCUGGUGUUGACAGCAAGUACUCAGCACUGCCUUGAAGCUCAGAAUGUUCCUGGAAAGAAGAGUCUUCUCCUCUUUCCUAAAAGUGGUAGUUAUCUUGCAAAUCUGCAUAGCAGUUCUUUGAUUGUACAUGUGGUGGCCUAGACUCUGGAGAGCAUUUGUUUUGGUUGGUUAAUAAAACUUUUGUCCCUUUCCCCCUGGUUUGUUGGUGGGAGGACAGAGAGGUCUGUGGGCUUCCUCCCUAGCCAUGUAAAAUUGUAUCAUGAAAGUGACACGUUUGGAAAUAAAAUAUAAAACACUACA
Messenger RNA from Anolis carolinensis (green anole), 15817 nucleotides. It is a transcript of the gene celsr3, whose product is annotated as cadherin EGF LAG seven-pass G-type receptor 3. Gene Ontology annotation, cellular component: plasma membrane. Gene Ontology annotation, biological process: homophilic cell-cell adhesion; cell surface receptor signaling pathway; G protein-coupled receptor signaling pathway. Gene Ontology annotation, molecular function: calcium ion binding; G protein-coupled receptor activity. The record is from RefSeq and is a predicted model, not a curated record. The transcript has 36 exons. Lineage: Eukaryota; Metazoa; Chordata; Lepidosauria; Squamata; Anolidae. The coding region runs from base 388 to 10485 and encodes 3365 amino acids.